GCUAUGCAGCUGCUUUGUGCCUGUGUACUGCGGUAUGCUGCCUCCAUCCUUCAAAGGAGUAUAUUAUGUGGACGGGGGUUUCAGCAGCAUGCAGCCACUGCCUGUACCCUGCAUGCAAACCUUGACGGUGUCUCCAUUCUCUGGAGAGACAGACAUCUGUCCCGCCGACAAGCCUUGCAUGUGGGACAUGGUGGUGAGCGGCACCACCUUGAAGGGCAACAUGGCUAACAGCUUCAGGAUCAUUAAUGCUCUCUACCCCAUGAAUUUAGAGACUCUGGAACAAGCCUACCACAGUGGCUACAAGGAUGCUGUUCAUUUCCUUCUGUGCCGUGAUCUUGCCCCAUAUUUGAUGAUACACAAAGUAUCUCAAGGGCCACAUAACUUUCACCAAACUAAAACGUGGAUGAAUCUGGAGGCCGCCAUAGAGGAAGAGAAGGAGAUGAAGGUGGAAAAGGAGGCCAUUACACUGAAAUCUUUCAUAACCAAGAGACGCAUGCAGACUGGAAGUUCUACGGAGCAUGAAUUGACCGGAAAUCAACCAAGUAAAGAACCUCCUCUCCAUUUUGACAUGAUAAAAAAUGUUCUGCUGAGCAACAUGGUGACCUAUCUGAGCAUGUUUGGACUUCCUGCGAAAAUCUUAUCCUACCUGCUGGUAACUCUUAUCCUGUUGUUUCACGCACUACUCCAGAGUAGGCACAGACUGGAGUUGUUGUUCAGACAGGCGUCUGAGUUGGUGUUCUGGGUUUGGCAUUGCCAGAAACAUUUUGCAUUCUUCUUUUUCAACAUAUGUGUCUGUACCCUAAAGAAAAACACAUUAGACCGGGUUAUCCCCAUCAUCCUGCUGUUGCAGUGGCUGAUUAUGGCACCAGAUGAGGCUCCACAAGGACAGAGGCACGAUACACCGUCUUCUGCCCAUUGAGAAGAUGUUGGGCAUGGGAAAUUACAGUAUGUAAAGAGAGCCACUGACUGCUCACCAAGCAGAAAUUUAAACACUAUAUGUAUAGCUUGUAUUUUGUAAAGUUAAGCCUUUUUGACUGCAUAUUUCCAUUGAAGAGAGCAAUGAAAAGUCUUGAAACUUUUGUUUGGGGGGGCUUUCUUUUAUCUAAGCUGGUUAAUUAGUUCUAUUCUUUUGUACUUUUUAAACUGUAUGAAUUACUGUAAUCAGUAGAGUGCAGACCUCCACUAAGGCUUAGUAGUAAUUUUACAGUCAACAUUGUACUUGAUUUGUUGUUGAAUAGUUGCAGUAAAUGACGCUAACAUCAAAUUAAAAAGCAACAACACACUUAGCAUAACAGAAAAGUUAAUUUUAUUCACUCAUUAAAAGUUUAUUCAAUAGUGACAAAUACAGUAUAAAUAGAGAAUUUCCAUGAGCCAAGUGUUCAUUGAGCAUAACAAAUGUUUACUGGGAAGAUUUUCUAGGGAAAAAAGUCAUGCAUGUGUCAAUAUUGUGUGGCCACUGGCCACAGUAACGUCAUCAGGAGAUAUGCUUGUUUGGAAAUUGAAAGCUUGGCACUAUCAAAGUGUCUUGCUCUGAAGAUCAGUCAUUGCAUUACAUCCUUGGUGGGGGUAUAACUGCUAGCUGCAUCAUGCUUUACAACUAUAUUAUUGUAAUAUUGUAUGUCUAAUGAACAGAAAUAUCAACAUUGCUUAAUCUCUAAAAUAUGAAUCAAGUGUAUAACAGCCUACAGUGAAAACUCACGCACAGCUGAUUUGUAGGAAAGAUUCAUUCAUGCUAAUUAGUUAUCUGAAGUUUGAGUGGAACAUCCGAGGAAAAAAAAACACUUGCAGUUUGAGUCAAGUUGAAAGUUUAGCUCCAGGGUGCUUAUCUAGAGUGUUCCUAAUUUCAAUUUCUCAUGAGAGGUGGCAAAUAGUCCUGUGAUGUGCUGUUUGAACACUGCACUCUUUCUCUCCUCGCCCCCUGAGUGAAGACUACCUACUGUUCAGCGGCCUCUGGCAUUGGCAUCAUUCUCGUAAUUCAAAAACAUGACGCCAAUGUUAGGUGUCACUAUGUGCUAUGACACUUGAUGUUGUACUUGCAGAAACACAGACUUCCUUCAUCUCCGUUGUAAGUGCUUUUGGAAUCAUGUGGACUGCAAAUUAAUAAAUUGGACUCCUCUUGUUUGUCUUACAAUGUAUUUUUUUUGUGUAUAAACUAUGUGUUGCUGUUAGCUGUUACUAUGCUUGCUGCUAUAGUUUCAAUUUGAGAAACCUCUAAAAAUCAAUCAAGGCCAUCACUAGGCUUAAAAUGUUUUAGCAACAGCAGCUAUACAUUUAGAUAACAUUUUCUUUCAGGCCUGCAACAACUCAUUCUGGCCAAAAAACGUAAGGGUUGAUUCUGAUAUUGGUUUGAUGGACAGUCAAACAUGUCAUGGUUGGGGUCGGCUGGCUGUGAGUUUUCUGUUUUGUUUACUAUUCUCUUGUUUGUUUCUCGGUUGGUUUUCUCCUCUCCUGUGUUUUCCUGUUUUGCCUGCCUCUCUCUCUCUCUCUCUGUGUCUACUCUGCUCUCCCCCUCCCACUGCUGCUGCCAGCUGAUAACCUGGUUACCAUCCCGUCAUCACCGCCUCCAGCUGCACACACCUGCCUCCCAUCUACAAUUAAGACCAGUAUUUCUACCCCGGCUCAACAGACCAUCUCCGCUUGAUCGUUGCUUCUGUCACGCUGGUGAAACGCAAAGCUACAAAUCUCUGAGACCCUCGUUGUUAUCUGACCGCUCACUUACCUGUUGUGUCUCUCUCUUCCCAGUCACCAUCUCCAUCCUCUACCGUCAUCUCCAGUCAGCUGGCUCCACCACACAGACCCCCUCCCUCGGCACCCUGCUCCAGCCUCUCCUCGCUCCCUCUGCUCUCCAGCCCCAGCCUCUCUCCCUCCCUCGGCUCCUCAGCUACGGCUUCCCCGCGCUCCCUUGAGUCCCCAGCCCCAGUGCCUCUCCCGCAGCUCCCCGGUCACAGCUCCCCUGAAUAUCUCCACCCUCCAGUCCCUCUAGCCUUCCCUCAGCUGUUUCCCCAUUCCCGGCGUCUGCCUCCCCACUUCCCCUUUCUUUUCCCCUCAUAAAUAAACCUUUUGUCGUGA
Molecule: messenger RNA, 3069 nt
Organism: Perca fluviatilis (European perch)
Lineage: Eukaryota; Metazoa; Chordata; Actinopteri; Perciformes; Percidae
Exons: 7
Coding region: 35-919 (294 amino acids)
Biological process (GO): triglyceride catabolic process; lipid homeostasis
Cellular component (GO): lipid droplet; cytoplasm; membrane
Molecular function (GO): triacylglycerol lipase activity
Source: RefSeq, a predicted model, not a curated record